Molecule: messenger RNA, 939 nt
Organism: Guillardia theta CCMP2712
Lineage: Eukaryota; Cryptophyceae; Pyrenomonadales; Geminigeraceae
Exons: 5
Coding region: 1-939 (312 amino acids)
Source: RefSeq, a predicted model, not a curated record
AUGGUCAGCAGCUUUCACUUGAUUCUGGGUCUUGUUCUUUCGUUGCAGGGAACAGCACAAGGCCAACGCAGGUUUUCUCCCACCGACGACAAUGAAUUCUGCAUCGACAAGGACCUGGUUGGAUUCUGGAAGCUGAUUGGCCUGCAGAAUCAGACGGCGCAGUCAUGGAACGGGGAGGAGGAGAUGGUCACGCUCAGAGCCGAUGGUCAGGUCGCUGGGGGGCCGCGAUUGUCGGGGGAGUACGACAAUCUCAAUGUAUCGUGGGCAAGUGAUCAGCGCGUUUCUGGAGGGCAAUGGAGAUGCAAACAAGACGUUUAUGGACGGAAAGUCGUCGAGAUUGUGAUGUUCCUUCCCCCAAAGAAUAAGGAGGAUAGAUUGAGGUUCCGCGAUGGGAGGCCUGCUCUCCUGCUGUUGGGGUCGAUCCUGCAGCUCUUCCCUCAAGACACGGACUCAUCGAGCAGCGAAGGGCUGCGCAUCAUUGGCAAUGCAUCAAUAGGAAUGUACGGUGAAACAAGUGACUGGACUCCCUUGUCAAAGUUCUCGAUGGCGAAGAAGAACACGGAGGGAUUGAAGCUGAUCCCGACUGUGAAGCCUUUUUCCCAGUCGUUCAACACCCCAGUUAGCGAUGAAGAAGAGAUCUUGAAGCAACUGGAGAGAGAGAAGGAUCACGAUCCAGCUGGUCUGCACAAGAAAGCAGCACAAGAGUCUGAAGAACAAUUUUCACAAGCAAAAUACGAUCGGGAUGCGCUCUACGAUCAGCUGGAAGAUUUGAGUCAGGAAGCGACUGGAAGCGAGCAUGCAGUAGACGGAAGGGAUGGCAAUGAUCUCGCGGAGGAGAUUCAAGCUGAACUGAACCUUCGAGCAGCAGUGGAGAAGGAAAAACAAGAAAUACGAAAGCUAUUAGACAUGGACGACGAUGAUGGUCAGAUCCGCAAGUAA